UGUGAUGAUCAUUAGUUGAGCGAGGACAGUUGAAUAAUUAGGAGCUCGAAGUUGCUUCUGCCUCUGGGAAAGGGCUGUUGGGCUAUUGCUUUUUUUCUUUUUAAAAAAGCCAAACAUUUGAUCACCAUCUACCGGCAGAAGUGAGUUUUUAUUAAAGAAGCUCCAGCUGCUCUCUCCUCACUGCCAGCAACCCGGCGGGACUCUCUUAGAGUGAGCUGUUUCUCAGGCCAGGCACGACAGCAGUGCUACUACAUUUGAAAGAGCAGGAAACAGCCACUGCAUGCAGAGCGUCCAGGCUUACGACUCCCUAGGCUAGUCUUCCCAGCAGCUGUGUAGCCAGUGACCCCUGGUAUUGUGGUCACAGCCCUCCUCAAAAGUGAUCGGUCACCAUCGGCGACGUUGGGAGAAAGCCGUGAUGUUGCAGAUGCUGUGGCAUUUUCUGUCUAGCUUUUUCCCUGGGGCUGGGUGCCAAGGCUCCAGAGAGGGGAACGAGAACGAAGGCAGAGGCACCCCAGCUCCUGCUCUCGGAGACCAGAUGUCAAGCUUUUUGGGGAAACAGGAUGGAAGGGCUGAGGCCACGGAAAAGAGACCGACUAUUUUGCUGGUGGUUGGACCUGCAGAGCAGUUUCCUAAGAAAAUUGUACAAGCUGGUGAUAAAGACCUCGAUGGGCAGCUAGACUUUGAAGAGUUUGUCCACUAUCUCCAAGAUCACGAGAAGAAACUGAGGCUGGUGUUCAAGAGUUUGGACAAAAAGAAUGAUGGAAGAAUCGAUGCUCAGGAAAUCAUGCAGUCCCUGCGGGACCUGGGAGUCAAGAUAUCCGAACAACAGGCAGAAAAAAUUCUCAAGAGAAUACGAACGGCCCACUUCUGGGGCCCUGUCACCUACAUGGAUAAAAACGGCACCAUGACCAUCGACUGGAACGAGUGGAGAGACUAUCAUCUUCUGCAUCCUGUGGAAAACAUCCCUGAGAUCAUCCUGUACUGGAAGCAUUCCACGAUCUUCGAUGUGGGUGAAAAUCUGACAGUCCCCGAUGAAUUCACAGUGGAGGAGAGGCAGACGGGCAUGUGGUGGAGACACCUUGUGGCCGGAGGUGGGGCCGGGGCCGUAUCCAGAACCUGCACGGCGCCCCUGGACAGACUCAAGGUGCUCAUGCAGGUCCACGCGUCCCGCACCAACAACAUGUGUAUUGUGGGCGGUUUCACCCAGAUGAUUCGUGAGGGAGGGGCCAAAUCACUCUGGCGGGGCAACGGCAUCAACGUCCUCAAAAUUGCCCCCGAGUCGGCCAUCAAAUUCAUGGCCUAUGAGCAGAUCAAGCGCCUUGUUGGGAGUGACCAGGAGACUCUGAGGAUCCAUGAGAGACUUGUGGCAGGGUCCUUGGCGGGGGCCAUCGCCCAGAGCAGCAUCUAUCCGAUGGAGGUUCUGAAGACCCGGAUGGCCCUGCGCAAGACAGGCCAGUACUCGGGCAUGCUGGACUGUGCCAGGAAGAUCCUGGCCAGAGAGGGGAUGACCGCCUUCUACAAAGGCUACGUGCCCAACAUGUUGGGGAUCAUCCCCUACGCUGGGAUAGACCUAGCUGUCUACGAGACACUCAAGAAUGCCUGGCUGCAGCGCUAUGCAGUGAACAGCGCAGACCCUGGCGUGUUUGUGCUCCUGGCCUGUGGUACCAUAUCCAGCACCUGUGGCCAGCUGGCCAGCUACCCACUGGCUCUGGUCAGGACCCGGAUGCAGGCCCAAGCUUCCAUUGAGGGCGCUCCAGAGGUGACCAUGAGCAGCCUGUUCAAACAGAUCCUGCGGACCGAGGGGGCCUUUGGGCUGUACCGGGGGCUGGCCCCCAACUUCAUGAAGGUGAUCCCAGCCGUGAGCAUCAGCUAUGUGGUAUACGAGAACCUGAAGAUCACCCUAGGUGUGCAGUCUCGGUGACGGGACGGAGGGCAGCCCCACCCCACCCGGCGGACUCGUUCAUCCUGGGCCUGCAAGAUCCGGGAUGUGUAGCCAUCUCAUUCUGUGAAUGUGCCAACACUAAGCUGACUUAAGCCAAGCUGUGAAAACCCUGGGACGCAGCCACAAGGGAGGGGGGAGAGCUGGCCGGCCCACCGGCUUUGUCCUGCUGACCCUGGCUGGCCCUCGUGUCUGUUCCAGGGUGGACCCACGGGUAUUCCUCGGGGGCCAGGGGCCAGCAGGACAUAGGCUUAUGUGCAUUAGAGACAGGACGUUUCCUGCGGUGGCUGCCAAACAGCAGGGCUUAGAGGCCGGCUUAGCUCUUCCAUCUCCUCCUCGCACCCAGAACAUUGGCCGCGGGCCCUGCCCUCUGGCCUGCUGGGCAUCUUCCCUGCACCCACUUUGCUUCUUCCUCACUGCUGUUUUAAUGUAGUAGGAGGCCUGCCAGCCCACUCUCCACACCCCUUCUCGCUCUUCUCCCUUCAGUCCGUGGGGAGAGGUGGUCCACCACCCCGACUUCCUCUGGCGAGGUCGUGCAGGAAAGAGGGAGGAGUCUGGCUGCGUGCUCACCUUCACCUGAGCUCACGGGCAGCAGGGCACCCGCAUGUGUGUCUGCAUGCGGGGGGCUGGGCCCAGCCCCUGCCCGUUGGCUGCCUGGUGUCUGUGCAUAUGGCUUCCCAGACGGCGAAUGCUGGUCCUGGAACCCAGAUGCCUCUGCCCCGUGCUUCUGGGGCACUCCUGGUGGUCUGAGCUGGCCUGGGACUCUGUCAGGACUGCACCAGCUCAGAACCAACGCCCUGUCCUC
This is a messenger RNA of Rhinolophus ferrumequinum (greater horseshoe bat), 2744 nucleotides long. It is a transcript of the gene SLC25A25, whose product is annotated as solute carrier family 25 member 25. Gene Ontology annotation, molecular function: calcium ion binding; ATP transmembrane transporter activity. Gene Ontology annotation, cellular component: mitochondrial inner membrane. Gene Ontology annotation, biological process: transmembrane transport. The record is from RefSeq and is a predicted model, not a curated record. NCBI's taxonomy places the organism in Eukaryota, Metazoa, Chordata, Mammalia, Chiroptera, Rhinolophidae. The transcript is spliced from 11 exons. The coding region runs from base 416 to 1921 and encodes 501 amino acids.